This is a messenger RNA of Neogale vison (American mink), 848 nucleotides long. RefSeq names its product heat shock protein family B (small) member 7 (gene HSPB7). The coding region runs from base 57 to 578 and encodes 173 amino acids. Gene Ontology annotation, cellular component: cytoplasm; nucleus. Lineage: Eukaryota; Metazoa; Chordata; Mammalia; Carnivora; Mustelidae. The transcript has 3 exons. Gene Ontology annotation, biological process: heart development. The record is from RefSeq and is a predicted model, not a curated record.
CGCACCCUCUCCUGUCCCUCUGCCCGCCUGGCCAGCGCCCGGCUGCCGGCCCGUGGAUGAGCCACAGGACCUCCUCCACCUUCAGAGCGGAGAGAAGCUUCCACUCCUCCUCCUCCUCGUCCUCGUCCUCGUCCUCAUCCUCGUCCUCCUCAGCCGCCCGUGCCCUCCCGGCCCAGGACCCGCCCAUGGAGAAAGCCCUGAGCAUGUUUUCCGAGGAUUUUGGCAGCUUCAUGCGGCCCCGCUCAGAGCCCCUGGCCUUCCCAGCCCGGCCCGGGGGACAGGGCAACAUCAAGACCCUCAGGGACGCCUAUGAGUUUGCGGUGGACGUGAGUGACUUCUCACCUGAAGACAUCAUCGUCACCACCUCCAACAACCAAAUCGAGGUGCGGGCUGAGAAGCUGGCAGCUGAUGGCACAGUCAUGAACACCUUCGCUCACAAGUGCCAGUUGCCUGAGGACGUGGACCCCACUUCAGUGACCUCGGCGCUGAGGGAGGACGGCAGCCUCACCAUCCGGGCCCGGCGCCACCCGCACACGGAGCACGUCCAGCAGACCUUCCGGACGGAGAUCAAAAUCUGAGGGUCUCCCCCUCCCCGUCCCCUCCCGUAUCCCCUCUUCUGCCCCCACUGGCCUGCCAGAGACGUUCCUCACCCCUCAUGACAGCUUGCAGGACAUCUCAGCUCAAGUUCCAGGCCCUGAGGUGGGUCACCCCCUACGCCCCCGCCCCGCUAAACUGAGGCCUUCUGCUCUCCAGGGCAGGCCAGGGAAACUUUUGCCUCACUGAUGGCCCCCAGAUUCCAGAUGUGGCCUCUUUCACUGAAUCCGGAAUAAAGGGAUUUAGAUGGAAAA